AUGCAGAUACGCCAGCGUGACAUAGAGAGCCGUCGCGAGGAACUUCAUCAAGGAUCCAUUGAGCUUACCAACACUACCUCCCUAAGCGAAAGGGCGCGCUCUACGCUCGAAGAGCUACAGCAAACACGGGCUGACGUGCAAAAUGAUGUUACAAACCAGCGCGCACGUCUCACCCGAGACUUGGAUUUGAUAUACCACAUUCAACUCGAGCAUGCGCGAGACCUACUGUAUUCGAUCGUCGCGCUACCUCUUCCCAAUGCCGUGGCAUCUACCACCAAAAAUGCCAGUGCCUUGGUUCACAAGCUUCCCCUGGAGGAAGUGGGUUCCGCUCUCGCGUUUGUGGCCCAGCUAGUCCUUCUUCUCAGCUCCUAUUUGCAUAUACCUUUGCCCUAUCCUCUUACUACCGUCGGCAGUAAGGCCAUCGUGCGCGAUGGAAUCAGCAUCAUGAACGGCCCUCGAGCAUUUAUUCUACAUGGCCGCGGCACAGAACUGUACCGAUAUGAGUACGCCGUCUUUCUGCUCAACAAGAAUAUUGAACAGCUCAUGAACAAGUGCCACGUGCCUGUACUGGAUCUCCGCAACACACUGCCGAACCUGAAGAAUCUACUCAUGACUUUGUCGGCGGCUUCCGCUACAUAG
This is a messenger RNA of Malassezia sympodialis ATCC 42132, 639 nucleotides long. RefSeq lists its product as uncharacterized. Gene Ontology annotation, cellular component: lytic vacuole; endosome. Gene Ontology annotation, molecular function: SNARE binding. Gene Ontology annotation, biological process: SNARE complex assembly. The record is from RefSeq and is a predicted model, not a curated record. Lineage: Eukaryota; Fungi; Basidiomycota; Malasseziomycetes; Malasseziales; Malasseziaceae.